AUGUCCAGAAAUGACCAGUGGCUCCUCCAGCAGCCACAGCACCAGGCGGCUGUACUAACCGACCCCAUGUCCCGCACCUUUUCGCAUGCGGGCAAGGCCGGGGCAAGUGACGCGGCGUCAGUGCGCGCCGCCUCGAUCUACUCGUCGAGCUCUGCAGAUGCUCGCUCUGUAAACUAUAUCCCCCCGCCGUCGGCGUACCACCCCCGGCCGGCGACACGCAAGGCGAAUGGCCCUGCACUCAAGACCGUGCAUACGUACACGGGCGCGUCGGGCAAGCUGCUCGUCCAGCUGCAUACGCCGCCGCAGGCCCUGCCGACGUACAUGGGCGGCUCCAAGUCGCGUGGCCGCGGCGCCGUCGUCGGCCGUGUCGUGCUGCACUGCACCGACAAGGACAAGGCGAGCGAAGUGCGCAUCAAGCUCAAAGCCGUCGUAUCUGUACAUGUCCCCAAGUCGUCGCAGGCGACGGAUGGCGACAUGACGACAUUUUCGGGACUGACGCCAUCGAGCGUGUCGACGUCGACUCGCGAGCAGGUCCUGCUGCAGCUCGACCACCGGCUGCGUGCCGCCGACGCCAUGUUCCGCGUCUCGGACAAGUCUGCGGCGCAGGCGAAUGCGACAGGCAAGCUCGACCGCAACGGCCUAUACGAGUGGAACUUUACGUUUGAUAUCCCCGAGCAAGGUUCUGGCAAGAGCACGCUCCCGGUCGUCUUCCCCGGCGUCGGCGCGCACUACCCCUCGAGCUACGUGCUAGAGAGCGAUAUCAACCGCGGCAAGGCCAAGGAAGAGUGGGCGAGUGUCAAGUGGUACAUCAAGAUGACCGUCGAGCGCCCCGGGCUCUUUCGCUCGAAUGACCGGCUGCUCGUGCCGUUCAUCUACCUGCCCCCGCCCCCGGAAAAGAUCAGCAGCACGCUGAUCCGGCGGCAGGCGCUCUCGAUGCAGAUCCAGCGCGUGGUGCGCGCGGCGCACGGGCCGGUCGUCCUCCCUCCUGGCCUCGCCGAGCCGGCGGGCAAGUGGCACACCGAGUACUUCCAGCUGAGCCAGUCGUCGCUCGGCCAGCCGGCCAAGCGUUCGUUUGUCGAUAAGCUCUUUGGCGCAAACAAGCCCAAGGACGAGCGGUGGGCCAUCUCGCUGCCGAGCGCACCGCUCGCCGUCUUUCCCCUCCGCGCAACAAUUCCUUUUGUUCUCACACUGGUGCACAGUGCAGGGAUGCCGCUGGUUGUCCAUCCCCACGUCUUCCUUGUACAAAAGGUGCACCUACGAGCUCGCUCCAAUGCGGCGCAUACCCAAUACAUCUCGCAUGCCAAGGUCCUGGCAUCGCCCGCGACCAAGAGCGGCAUGCAGCAGUGGUUCGGCUGGGUGCAGUUCCCGAGCUGGUGCAGUCCUUCGUUCGAUACGCCGCUACUCUCCCUCGAGUACUUUUUGCAGGUGAAGCCGCUGAACACGGCAAUGGCCUCGGUGCUCACCACGAUCCCCGUGGGCCUCUACUGCGCGCCGCCGCGGCUGGCACAGGCGCGCGAGAACGCACACGCCCAGGGCCAGCUGCCCGCGGCACGGCCGGUGCCAGCGCCGCCUGCGUCGUCGCGCCCACCGAGCGUCAUGUCGAUGCCGAUGGCACCGGUGCGUCGCCCGGUAGACGCGAUGAGCGUGCACAGCGUCCAGACGCUGCCGCAAUCGUCGCCGCCGUCGUCGCGGCGCACGUCGAUCGCGUCUGCAGGCCGUGUCGCGGGCCGGCCGAUGCCGCCGCCGAUGCCGAUGGACCCGCACGCAGCCGGCGUCGCGGGCAUCGGGCGUGCGCACCUCCCAGGCGCCGAUCCGAGCGCCGCGCCGCCGCCUCACCCUGCUCUUCCCGAUCCCGGAGCACUACACAAUCCCUACGACGACUCGACCCCCGCGCCCGCGCCCGCGCCCGCGCCCGCGACCCCCCCGCGGCCUACACAGCCCGCAGCUGCGCCGCAACCAGCGGAGGCGAGCAUGCCGCAGCCUGCCGCGUAUGCAGAGUCGCUUGCUCCCCCGCCCGACGACGCGCCGCACGAUGCGGGCCCCCUCACCGCCGAGCAAGAACAGGCGUGGACUAUGGACAUUCUUGCGAAUGCGUACGACGACGAUGGCGCCGGUGCCUUUGAGCUUCCGCCCUCCUACUUUGAAGCGACCGGCAUCGAGGACCACGACGAAUAG
Molecule: messenger RNA, 2175 nt
Organism: Malassezia japonica
Lineage: Eukaryota; Fungi; Basidiomycota; Malasseziomycetes; Malasseziales; Malasseziaceae
Exons: 1
Coding region: 1-2175 (724 amino acids)
Source: RefSeq, a predicted model, not a curated record